Molecule: messenger RNA, 1456 nt
Organism: Paraphaeosphaeria sporulosa
Lineage: Eukaryota; Fungi; Ascomycota; Dothideomycetes; Pleosporales; Didymosphaeriaceae
Product: putative short-chain dehydrogenase
Exons: 2
Coding region: 332-1162 (276 amino acids)
Cellular component (GO): intracellular anatomical structure
Molecular function (GO): oxidoreductase activity, acting on NAD(P)H, oxygen as acceptor
Source: RefSeq, a predicted model, not a curated record
CGGGCAAUUAAUCAUUGAAUAUAGGACCUCUCUUCCGCUCAAGGAGCCUAUACUAUUUGGUCCAUACCUAUGAUACAUUAGCCUGGCUAUGUACGGUAAAGUUGAAUUCGGUCGUCUGUUGUCCGAUGCGCUAUACCCCGCCUCGCCAUCCUGACCUUCGCGUCUCCCCGUUACUUCCCUAGGCCUGUCAUAUAUAAAAAGCCAGCACAUUGACUCACCACUGCUAUCUCGGUUUGUGAAUUUCCAAUAUCGUUGAUUUGCCACUCCACGAAUCGCUGUCAGGGAUCCUCUGCUCACACGCGUCGACUUCAGUGCACUCUCUAUUUUCAAAAUGUCAAUGACAGUUGAGGAAGCCGGCGUCGAGCGUCCAGGCUUCCCAAAACCAUUUCCUAAUACCCCCAGCAAUGUUUUGGAACAAUUCCAGAUGAAGGGCAAAGUUACUGUUGUCAACGGGGCGGCCGACGGUAUUGGUCUGGCAGUCGCAUACGCCAUGGCCGAAGCUGGAGGAAAUGUUGCACUGUGGUACAACUCCAAUCACGCGGCCAUUACACGAGCAGAAGAGAUUGCGAAAGAAUUCGGCGUCAAGACGAAGGCGUAUCAGGUGGCUGUUGAGAACGCUGACGCCGUGGAGAAGACUAUGGAUGAAGUUGUCAACGAUUUUGGCAAGAUUGAUGUAUUUGUGGCUAACGCCGGAAUGGCUAUCUCAAAGCCCAUCCUCGAACAGACAUUGCCGGAGUACGACAAGCAAAUGUCUGUCAAUGUUAACGGCGUCGUAUACUGCGCCAAGUUCGCUGGUCAUCACUUCAAGCGCCAGGGCUUUGGCAACCUUAUCAUCACCAGCUCAAUGUCCGCGCGCAUUGUCAAUGUGCCUAUCGAUCAGCCCAUCUAUAACGGAACUAAGGCUUUCAUCAGCCACUUCGGAAAGUCACUUGCCCACGAGUGGAAGGACUUUGCCAGAGUGAACAUCGUCAGCCCUGGAUUCUUCGAUACUAAGAUGGGCGCGGGAGAGAAAGUCAUCAACGAGGCGUACAGGAUGACACCACUAGGACGACAGGGGCAUACAAAGGAAAUAAAGGGGCUUUACUUGUAUCUGGCGAGUGAUGCCAGUACGUAUAUGACCGGGAGUGACGUACUUAUCGAUGGAGGUUAUUGUCUACCUUGAGUUUUUGAAGCCUGUCACGGUAACCUUAGAGGCUACCUGACAAGCAUGGAUAUACUGCUGGCAGUAGUAUAUCUUAGAGAUGUCGCGCGCUGGCAGCCAGUUAACAGAUUAUUAGAUGGGUGGCCCGUCUGCUAGCUGAUUGGUCAAAGCAUGGCGCUAGCCACCCUUGGCGAGGGCGUGCGACGAAGCGAGAAGAUAGAUCCACGCUGGAUAGGGGGGACAGGACCUUUUCUCCUUAUCCAACGUCUUGUACCUACACGUAGAUACCGAACGCAGUAUAUUGAUCUAGCCUAC